Molecule: messenger RNA, 942 nt
Organism: Suncus etruscus (white-toothed pygmy shrew)
Lineage: Eukaryota; Metazoa; Chordata; Mammalia; Eulipotyphla; Soricidae
Product: olfactory receptor 9I1-like
Exons: 1
Coding region: 1-942 (313 amino acids)
Biological process (GO): sensory perception of smell; G protein-coupled receptor signaling pathway
Cellular component (GO): membrane
Molecular function (GO): olfactory receptor activity; G protein-coupled receptor activity; odorant binding
Source: RefSeq, a predicted model, not a curated record
AUGGCAGGAAAUGACACGCUGGUGACCAAUUUCAUUCUGAUGGGGUUCCAGCUUCGGGCGGAGCUGCAAAUGGGUCUCUUCUUUGUUUUUCUAGUCAUUUAUCUCUUCACCAUGGGAGGGAACAUGGGCAUGAUCGUGCUGAUUCAAAGUGACACGCGGCUCCAGACUCCUAUGUACUUCUUCCUCAGCCACCUCUCUUUCUUGGACAUCUGCUACUCUUCUGUCAUUGUCCCUCAGUUACUUGAGUCCUUGCGGACAGAUAAAAUGGUCAUCACUUAUGAACGCUGUGCCACCCAGUUCUUCUUUUUUACACUCUAUGCGAGUACUGAGUGUUUUCUUUUAGCUGUCAUGGCCUAUGACCGUUAUGUGGCGGUAUGUAACCCCCUACUCUAUGCUACUGCCAUGACUCCACAGACACGCAUGUGUCUUGUGGCUGGGGCAUACGGAGGCGCCAUGUUCAAUUCUGUGAUCCGCACUGGGUGUACCUUCUCUAUUUCUUUCUGUAAAUCCAACCAUGUGGACUUUUUCUUUUGUGACCUUCCACCCCUGCUGAAGCUUGCCUGCAGUGAGACCAAACCCCGAGAACAAGUGAUUUACCUGUUGGCCUUUUUGGUUAUUACAAUCAGCAUUUCAGUGAUUCUUAUAUCUUAUUUGUUUAUCAUUCGGGCUAUUUUGAAGAUUCGUACAGCAGGUGGCAAGGCCAAAACAUUCUCCACUUGUGCUUCUCAUAUGACUGCCGUAGCUAUUUUCUUUGGGACACUCAUAUUCAUGUACCUGAAAGGUAACAUGGGCUCAUCGCUUCAGGAGGACAAGAUUGUGUCAGUAUUUUACACUGUGAUUAUCCCUAUGCUGAACCCAAUAAUCUACAGUCUGAGAAACAAGGAGGUGAAGGAGGCUUUGAAGAAAGCUUUCAACAGGAUGAGGGUCUCCCAUGGAGAGUAA